Molecule: messenger RNA, 4433 nt
Organism: Esox lucius (northern pike)
Lineage: Eukaryota; Metazoa; Chordata; Actinopteri; Esociformes; Esocidae
Product: protein bicaudal D homolog 2
Exons: 8
Coding region: 240-2693 (817 amino acids)
Biological process (GO): protein localization to organelle; regulation of microtubule cytoskeleton organization; microtubule anchoring at microtubule organizing center
Cellular component (GO): Golgi apparatus; cytosol
Molecular function (GO): dynactin binding; dynein complex binding; cytoskeletal adaptor activity
Source: RefSeq, a predicted model, not a curated record
AGCAGUUGGGGGAGGGAGAUGGAGCGAGCUGAAAAUUAUAUAUUAUAACGGUGGCGGUUGAUAGACAGCUGAUCUUUUUCCUCCAUCGAAAAGGACCCGACGAGAAAGACAAAAACACAGCCAUGCAGUUCAAAUACAGAAGGCACUGAUUUUUUUCUUCUUCUUUUAAAUAAGAUUAUCGGUGGUCCUUCAAGGGCUGGGUCCGUUACCGCUGUUGUUGGCGCAGCCGUCAGGCCAAGAUGUCUGUGGAGGAACAGGAAUAUCCCGAGGCGACUCUGGUGGCAGAGGCCGGGCCGCAGUGGUUUCGGGCAGAAUUAGAGCGACUUUCCCGGGAGCUGAGCGAGACGACGCAUGAGAAGAUCCAGGCGGCGGAAUACGGACUGGUGGUGCUCGAAGAGAAGCAGCAGCUCAAACAGCGGUACGAUGAGUUGGAAACCGAGUUCGAGACCGUUCGACAGGAACUCGACCAGCUGAAGGAGGCGUUUGGCCAGGCCCACUCCACCCACAGGAAGGUGGCAGCAGACGGCGAAAGCAGGGAGGAGUCCCUGAUCCUGGAGUCAGCCAGUAAAGAGGCGCACUACCAGCAGAUGGUCCUGGAGCUGCAGAACGAGCUGCGGUUGGCCAGGACUUCCCUCAACCGCAGCCAAUCGGAGAACGAGCGCCUGACCUCGGUUACUCUGGAGAUGAGGGAGAGUUCCGAGCUGGUGGAGUUGCAGCGGACCCAGCUGCGUGAUGACAUCAGGGAGUAUAAGGUGCGGGAGUCGCGUCUGCUGCAGGACUACAGUGAGCUGGAGGACGAGAACAUCUCCCUGCAGAAACAGGUGUCUCUGCUCCGACAGAGCCAGGUGGAGUUUGAGGGUCUGAAGCAUGAGAUCAGUCGCUUGGAGGAGGACUCCCAGUGUCUCCACAGCCAGCUGGAGGAGGCCGUGCGCCUAAGGGAGAUCGCGGAGCGCCAGCUGACCGAGGCCCUGGAGACCAUUAAGACGGAGCGCGAGCAGAAGGCGGCUCUGCGUAAGGAGCUGUCCCACUACAUGACCAUCGGGGACAACCUGCCAUUCCACAGCCCUCUGAACGUCUCCCUGGACGGACUCAAGUUCAUCGAGGAUCCCAACAACGACGACUCCAUCCAUGGCUAUGAGAACGGCCUGACCAAGACGGCUGCCGACGGCAACGAGGAUAACCGAGCCAAGCUGCGGCCUGCUCCCAGCCUGGUGGACGACCUGCUCAGUGAGCUCAACAUCUCCGAGAUCCAGAAACUCAAGCAGCAGCUCAUGCAGGUGGAGCGAGAGAAGAUGGUGCUGCUGUCCUCUUUGCAGGAGUCACAGAAACAGCUGGAGGUGGCCCACGGGACUCUCUCCGAGCAGCAGGAGACACUCGGACGUCUCACGGAGAACCUCAGCGCCAUGAGGAGACUCCAGGCCUCCAAGGAGCGUCACUCGGCCCUGGACACCGAGAAGGAGCGCGACAGCCGGGACGACGGCGACGGGGACUACUACGAGCUGGACAUCAACGGCCCGGAGAUUCUUCAGUGCAAGUACACAGUGGCCGUGUCUGAGGCGGGGGAGCUCCGGCAGGAGCUGAAGACCCUCACAGCCGAGUACCAGUCAUGCCGGAGCCAGUACGAGGAGGCGCGAGCCCGCCUGGAGAGCGACGUGGCGAGCCUGAGCGAGAAGCUGGCUUCCCUGGAGAAGAGCGGCGCGGCCGAGCGCCAGGAAAUGGCGCGCCUGGAGAAGGAGCUGCGGCGGGUGACGGAGGCGGCGGGCGAGUCCCAGGGCAGCCUGAACGUGGCGCAGGACGAGCUGGUGACGUUCAGCGAGGAGCUGGCCAACCUCUACAACCACGUGUGCAUGUGCAACAACGAGACGCCCAACCGCGUCAUGCUGGACUACUACAGAGAAGGCAGGGCCAGUGUCAGUGGCGGCGGGGGGCGGGAGGGGAAGGACCGUCGCCUGUCACAUGUUCUGCUCUCCAACGGGCUGGUCCCUGACCCCGAACCCAGUAGACCCGAAGCCAGCGAGCCGACCGGCCCGGCCCCUGGGGCCCGGUCUGAGCCCAUGAACAUCUACAACUUGGUCGCCAUCAUCCGGGACCAGAUCCGACACCUGCAGCAGGCUGUGGACCGCACCACGGAGCUGAGCCGCCAGAGACUGGCCUCCAUGGAGCUGGGCACCGGAGGGGACAAGGACAACGAGGCCUGCAUGGGGGAGAUACUCAAACUCAAGUCCCUGCUGAGCACCAAGAGAGAGCAGAUUGCCACCCUGAGGACUGUCCUCAAAGCCAACAAACAGACUGCUGAGGUGGCGUUGGCCAACCUGAAGAGUAAAUACGACAACGAGAAGACCAUGGUGACGGAGACCAUGCUCAAGCUCCGUAAUGAGCUAAAGGCCCUGAAAGAGGACGCGGCCACUUUCUCCUCUCUACGGGCCAUGUUUGCCACCAGGUGCGACGAGUACGUGACCCAGCUGGAUGACAUGCAGAGGCAGCUGGCCGCGGCGGAGGAUGAGAAGAAGACCCUGAACUCCCUGCUCCGCAUGGCCAUCCAGCAGAAGCUGGCCCUGACUCAGCGCCUGGAGGACCUGGAGUUUGACCACGAGCAGGCGCGUCGCGGUGGGGCCACGGGGGCGACGGGCGGUCGUGGCAAGACCUCCUCCUCCUCGGCACGGAGCAAAGGGGCCUCGGCUAGUCGCCACUAAUUUAAUCAAGUCCAGUGUCCUUCAAAGGUUGACAGUUACUUCAGUAUUCCCCUCGGCUGGAGACCCGUGACAGAGACUAUUUCUGAGCACAAAACACACACACACACACACUUCUGAGCCUCGCAGACACUCCACGGUCCGAGAGGCUUGGGCCCUUGAUGUGGCAGCAGGAAACCACAGAUAUUCAAAAUGAAAUGAGGUCUGUUUCUAUGGGGAUGGACCUCAUUGUGAUCCAGUCAAUCCUCCUCCAUUGUCCCCCGCUAUGCCAUGAUGACUCUGUCUGUGCCUGUUUACCCCUUGAUGACUGCGCACUUUUAAUGUCUUUAUUUCACUUUAUUUGCUUGUUGUAAUGCCACCUCAGUUAACGUGAGGUUUAUGUAAGCGAUUUGUGUUACAUUUACUGUUUGUUAAUGUUCGAUGAUUGGAAAAAUGUGUUAUUAACUUAAAUAUUUGUUGCAUUUGUCAUUACAUGUAUAACUACCGGAUUGAUUGAGAGACUUUUCAUGCAGAGCAAGCCUAUGUUGAUUCAUAUUUAUUUGUAUAUAAACGUCAGAGGCAGCCUAGUCAUAGAAACUAGAGUGACAUGCUCCAAUUUCCUCUGGGGUCAAUAUACAGUGGGCCUCCCAUGCUGACACACGUUUGCUGCAAACAUGAAGAGGAAACUCUUGAUUGGAAUCAGUUCUUUCUCUCGCUCUCUCUCUGUUUAAAUUUUGUCCAAUAUUAAUAAUGUAAUUGAAAAACAAAUUAAUAAGAGCAGCAGGAUCAAGAAUGCUUUCCGUUGCCUUAUUCAUCAACCAUCUGCCUCGGGUUCAAUACUAUUGCCUUUCUGUCCACAGAAGAAAAGCUAGACUUAGUGUUAUGUGUUUUGUCUUUGAGUUGAGAGAUGGUUUGACCCAAGUCAAUAUCAGAUAGAGGAAAACAAUAGGAGCUGUGGUGAAUUCUGUGAAGUGAUUCUGUGAUCCUGUAAGCUUGCAGAAUUGCAAAUUCAGGGGCUGUUAAACCUUAUCAGAAAGUGUUGGUACCAUAACUGUCAACUUUGGCUGCAUAGAUAGAGGGGUUCAGCCAGUUUGACAGCCAGUUUGACUGCCAGUGGGAGGGAUUACUAAUGCAAGUACUUAUUUAUACUACUUUUGUACGGUAAAGAUCCAUUAAUGUCAAUUGACAUGCAUACAUUGACUACAUAGGAGAGUUUUUCAAUUGUCUGUUUUAAUGCAAUUUUAUAAACCCUUUUAACGUCCGCUAAAAGCCUUGUUGGGAUUUCAGCAAAGAGAAGCUGAGUCGUCAGGACAUCUGCAGUGUCAUUUAAUGAACAGGUCGAUCUACGCAUAAAGAAAAUAUGUUGGAGAUUCUCUUUUUUUACAAGUGCAAUUUGAAGGCAGUAUCUAUGUGGAGAUGCAGUAUUACAUUCUCUGACUGAAUGCUUGAUGAUGCUGUUACCUUUUUACUACUACUCCCACUCACCAUCUUGAUAUUUUUUUAAGUUUUAUACCUUUGUACUAAAUAAUCUCACUUGUCUACAUGUCUUGUUGUUGGUCAUUUAUGUGGACUGUGUUUAGAGGCAUAUUUUGAUGUUAUCUUCCAUCAUGUCCUCUUUAAGAGGCUUUGGGUGGUAGAUUAAUGAUUUGCUCAAUAGAAGUCAUAGCCUACCUGGGUUAUGAUGAGGAUGUGGGACUGAAAAUGUUAGUCUUAUUCUGCCUGAAAGAAUUCCUAAUGGCCAAAUAAACUGAAUUUCAGUCAUAA